AUGUCGAAAUCCUACCAGAGCAGUACCUCUUUCGAUGAGUCUGGCCUUGUAGAUGAGCUACUGCUGGCCCUUGUUGGUAUACACGGAGACCUCUUCGUGGACAUUAACGACAAGCCGGGGAACGAAAAAGAUGAGGAGAACUAUCAACUACCAGGCCCAACGGAGUGCUCGGUGCAUAUCUCCCCGGAACUCACCUGGAUUGGCGAGUCGGACAGACAGGUUCUUGCGGACCUUCUUCGUCUGGGCUUCCACUUCAAGGCCGUGAGCACUUUUGUCGAGUGGGAGCACGCGCCGUGGGACCCCCGACACAGCACCCGCGCACCGUCGGUGUACCGGAGGGCGCUGGCAUCAGGGCUCACGGAGCUGCUGGAUGACUACCGGUGUGCUGUGUUGUCGCUGCAGCGCCAGCUGCGGGAGCAGGAGGCGCCGGCGCUGCCAACCAUACUGCACAGAAUGUGGGAGUACGUGGACGUGCUCCCGGCCUUACACGCACUGGCAGCGGCCCAGGACCGCGUGUCCGUGGGACCCGCCUUCAACGCAGCCGACCUGAUCAAUUCGCUGCAUGCGGGCACCCGCAGCGGCCUCCCUGCCGUACGGCAGGCGAUGGGCAGGCUGUUGUGGCACUGCAACCAGGUGCUCAUGCAGCAGCUGGCGGCCUGGAUGAUGCACGGCAUGCUCCAAGACCCCCAUCGGGAGUUCUUCAUUCAGCCUAGGGCGCUGACGGCGGCGCAGCAGCAGCAGCAGCAGCAGCAGCAAGCAGCAGCAGCGGCGGCGGCGGUGGCGGCAGGAGCGGCCCGGGAGGAUGACGGCGCGGGACUGGAUCUAGGCGGCAGCGGCGGUCGCGGCGGCGGCGGGGACACGGGUUGGGGUACGGAUGUGGGUGGGGUGGCCGGCGCCAGUGGGCUCGGCAGCAGCAGCAACAGCGGCAGGAUGGACGACGAGGCCGCGUACCGGGAAUGGCACGGGGGGUUCCAGGUUAGCACUCGCUCCCUGCCGCUGUACGUGAGCCACGACCUGGCGGAAACCAUAGUGUUCGUGGGCCGGGCGGUGAGGGUGCUGAGGAGGCCAUGUGGCAGUGGGGGGGCAGCGGCAGCGGCAGCGGCAGCGGCAGCGGCGGGGGUGGGGCUGGGAGCUGGGGAUGGCACGGGAGGCGGCGGGGUCAGCGGCGGCGAUGGAGGUGGCGGCGGCCUGGGGCAAGAGCUGAUGCCGCUGCAGGACAUGUUGCAGUUUGGGCAGGCCUUCACCGCGCUCCAGUCCGAACCCGAACUCUCCGCCCCCCGUUUGGAGAUGUUGGUGGAGGGCCUCCGCGCCCAUGUUGCCCGGCUGCUGUGGCGGCUACUGGACUACCUCCUGCUGGCCAGGGGGGACUUCUGGCAGAUCUUCCUGGCGGAGAGCAGACCGCUCAUGGCAGCGCCGCCCAGGUUGCAGUCCGUGGAUGCCGACCUGGCUGUUCCCUUCAGUCGCAGCGCCACUAAGAGCAGCGCGGAGGGGGACCCGCUGCUGGGGGCCUUCAGUCUGAGGUACCUCAGAGGGCAGGAGGCAGAGGCGGCGUUCCAGCUUCCGCCAUGCCCCCCCCCGCCUGCGACAGGCAACUGCUACAGGCAACUGCUACAGGCAACUGCUCAAUCUGGCCGCAAUGGGCACGUGCACGGCAAUCAUGCCACCUUUUCUUUCAUGUCCGUGUCCGUGUAUAUGUAUGUGAGCACCGGCAAGGCCGCCACCGCGGGUCACGUCGUUCCCCCCCUGGACCCCGCCUGGGACCCCCUGGUGCUGGAUGUACGGCUGGACUGGCCGCUGGGGUUGCUGCUGGGCCGCGAGCAGCUGCGGCGGUACAACCAGCUUUUCGCGCUGCUGCUGCGGCUGAGGAGGAUGAGUGGUCAGCUGGAUGACGCCUGGAAGGACCUCAGGAUUAUGGACCGACAGCUCCAGCGGGACAGCGGCUCCUCCGUCUCCGGAGCCCGCAUGCGGGACCUGCAGGACCUGCGGAAUAACAUGGCGCACUUGGUGGGCAACCUGCAGAUAUACAUACAGACCGACGUGAUUGAGGUCAACUUCAGUACUUUGGAAACCAAGAUCUCCACUUGUCAGGACUUUUCUGAAUUGGAAAGAGCCCACAGCAUCUUUCUGUCCACCCUCAUGGUCCAGAGCUUCCUGACCGUGAGGACGUUGUGCACCGUGCUGGCGGAGAUAUUCCAGGACGUGGCGAACUUGUCCCAGCUGGUGUCACGGGCGGGUUGUGAGCCCCAGCGCCUUGACUUUGCCGCCAUUGGCCGGGUGCGGAGCAACUUCCUGCGCCACGCCUCCGGACUGUACAACACCAUCAGCAGUCAGCGCAUGAUCGACUCCUUCCGCGCCCCCCACCUGGCCCAGCUGGUCACCCGCCUCAACUACAACGGCUGGUACAACGCGGCCACCGGCAGAGGGCAGGAGUAA
Molecule: messenger RNA, 2433 nt
Organism: Volvox carteri f. nagariensis
Lineage: Eukaryota; Viridiplantae; Chlorophyta; Chlorophyceae; Chlamydomonadales; Volvocaceae
Gene: gcp4
Product: gamma tubulin interacting protein
Exons: 17
Coding region: 1-2433 (810 amino acids)
Biological process (GO): microtubule nucleation; meiotic cell cycle; spindle assembly
Cellular component (GO): spindle pole; gamma-tubulin complex; centrosome
Molecular function (GO): gamma-tubulin binding; microtubule minus-end binding
Source: RefSeq, a predicted model, not a curated record